This is a messenger RNA of Xenopus laevis (African clawed frog), 2485 nucleotides long. RefSeq names its product cyclin-dependent kinase 14 L homeolog (gene cdk14.L). Bases 457 to 1866 code for a protein of 469 amino acids. Gene Ontology annotation, molecular function: protein serine kinase activity; protein kinase activity; protein serine/threonine kinase activity. Gene Ontology annotation, biological process: regulation of cell cycle. The transcript is spliced from 15 exons. NCBI's taxonomy places the organism in Eukaryota, Metazoa, Chordata, Amphibia, Anura, Pipidae. Gene Ontology annotation, cellular component: nucleus; cytosol; cytoplasm. The record is from RefSeq and is a predicted model, not a curated record.
GGCAGCCUAGAGUUACAGUCCGGCGCUGGAUGUGGCUGAUCAUUGUAAGGAGCAAUAUAAACAGUACAAUGACGAGGAGGAGAGAGGAGGGGUGGGAGCGAGAGAACAGAGAGCACAGAGCUGAGUAAGAAGCCGCAGCAGCAGAGGGGAGUUGCUCUUUCACUUCCCCAUGGGUUUCCCCUCGCUGUGACAUUGCCCCUGUCUCUUGGCUGGACUAUCACCCCAAUACUAACCCCAUUCCUCCUGCUGACUGAUUGCUGGUGGCUCAUCCUCAGUAGCGCUGGAGCAGGGGGCAGACAUGAGUCAGGCUGCAGCUGGCGGGGGAGAGAAGCUGUGCCGGUCGGACAAUCAUUAGUGAUUCCGCUGAAGUCUCUGGGAGGGGGAAGAAGAGUUUUGGCUGAUUUCCCUCGCUUGGCAUUGCUGCUGCUGCUGCUGACUGGCCGGCUGGAUAUAUAUAUGUGUGAUAUGAUUGAGUCGCAGCCUGCUCAGAAAAUCGGCAAGAUGAAAAAGUUGCGCAGAACUUUAUCUGACAGUUUUAGCCGAAUAGCUUUGAAAAAAGAUGAAAAUGCAAUUGACGAGAUAUGUGUCACCAAGAUGUCGACACGGAACUGCCAGGGAAUAGACUCGGUCAUAAAGCAUCUCGACCCCAUUCCUGAAGACAAGAAGGUCAGGGUGCAGAGGACACAGAGCAGUUUUGACCCCUUUGAAAAAACAUCAAACCAGGUGAAGAGAGUGCAUUCAGAAAACAAUGCAUGCAUUAACUUUAAGAGCGCAUCCGUGGGAAAGGAAUCUCCCAAAGUCAGACGCCAUUCAAGCCCCAGCUCGCCAACAAGUCCAAAAUUUGGAAAGGCCGAUUCUUAUGAAAAACUGGAAAAAUUAGGAGAAGGCUCAUAUGCUACAGUUUUUAAAGGAAAAAGCAAAGUAAACGGCAAGUUGGUAGCACUGAAGGUGAUAAGACUGCAAGAAGAAGAAGGGACUCCGUUUACUGCAAUCAGGGAAGCUUCACUUCUAAAAGGACUGAAGCAUGCUAACAUUGUGUUGUUGCAUGAUAUUAUUCAUACGAAGGAGACUUUGACCCUCGUCUUUGAAUACGUGCAUACAGAUUUAUGUCAGUAUAUGGAUAAACACCCAGGAGGUCUGAAUCCAGAGAAUGUGAAGUUAUUUUUAUUUCAGUUGCUGCGUGGUUUGUCCUAUAUCCACCAAGGCCAUAUUUUACACAGGGAUCUGAAGCCACAAAACCUUCUAAUCAGCGAUACAGGGGAACUGAAACUGGCCGACUUUGGUCUUGCAAGAGCCAAGUCUGUACCAAGCCACACGUACUCCAAUGAAGUAGUGACACUCUGGUACAGACCUCCAGAUGUCCUCCUGGGCUCCACCGACUAUUCCACCUGCCUUGACAUGUGGGGUGUUGGGUGCAUAUUUGUGGAAAUGAUCCAGGGAGUUGCUGCAUUUCCAGGAAUGAAAGAUAUUCAAGACCAAUUGGAACGGAUAUUUUUGAUUCUCGGGACGCCUAUUGAAGAGACGUGGCCUGCGGUGCAUUCUUUGCCACAUUUCGAGCCAGAACGAUUUACGCUAUAUGGCCCUAAGAAUCUAAGACAAGCUUGGAAUAAGCUGAGCUAUGUGAAUCAUGCAGAAGAUCUAGCCUCCAAGCUGCUCCAGUGUUUUCCAAAGAACAGACUGUCGGCGCAAGCUGCUCUGAACCAUGAUUAUUUCAGUGAUCUCCCUCCCCGGCUAUGGGAGCUAAGUGACAUGUCUUCCAUUUUUACGGUACCGAAUGUGAAGUUACAGCCUGAAGCUGGAGAAAGUAUGAGAGUGUUUGGGAAAAACAAUAGUUUCAGCAAAAGUCUUUCAAACAGCAAACACUGAUGACUGCCUUGCACACGUGCAUAUGGAGGUGAAUGCCAUUGAAUGGGACGCUUGCCUUAUGAAAUGGAAGCUUGGAUCUUCUCAUCCAUUCUGCUGAUUUAAUACGGCAGAGGACUGAAUUUGGCAAGACACUGUUUCACAUGAUGAUAAUAAUAAUAAUAAUCAUAAUGUACUUCAAGCCUUGCACGCAGUUGGCUAUAGUGAUUUAUAUGAAGAUUCAAUCGUAAUUUAACUGCACUGUUGAGGGUGUAUGUAUGUAUAUAAAUAUAUGUACACUUUUGACUCAUUUUCUUUUUCUUCAUCAUGAUUUCUUAGAUUUGCGCUUUGACAACUCUUCGCUUUGGCUCCACCGCAAGCCGCUCAUUAUUUUUUUUUUUUUGGAAUUGUAUUUAUUUUAUGUUAUGAAUGUGAUUAAUGGGUGAAAGAAACACUUUUGUGGUUCAAAAAAGAAAAUCUAGAUACAUAACAAGGCCUUAUAUUUGAGGCAGAACUGCAACAUUUUUUUAAAGAAAAAUGAAGGCUUUUAUGUAUACUCCAUGAAAUCUUUGUAACAUUAUACCACGUGCUCUGUUAUUAACCAUGAUAAUUACACAGCCAGAAACCACAAUGCUGUAGCAUU